AUGAAUACCGUCAAGUCAUCCCAGCUGCCGCUUCCUCGCGAUCUGCCCGUCGCCCAACAAACGCCAUCAACCUAUGCGGCUCCUGACAGGGCCGUGGGGAACGAGACGGAAGAUGCCCGUGCGAACGCUACUCAGCCCAACGAGAGCACCCCAAGGAGGAAACUGCGCUGCGAUGGCAAGAAGCCUAGUUGUGGGAGCUGCGCCCGCCUGGGCCAUGAAUGUGCAUACAAUGAAGCGAGGAAGAAGAGUGGCCCGAAACGGGGUUAUGUCAAGCAACUGGAGGCCAGGCUAGCUCAAGUCGAGACCCUCCUCAAAGGACAAGAUGUUGCGGACAAUUCGCAGAAUCCUGCUUCUGCGCGGGAUACUUCAUAUCAAGGAUUGCUUCAUAGCACGAAUAGCGACCCCAAGCGAUCUAUCGGGUCGGAUUCGCCAGACCAAGGACCGCCCAUUCCAACGUUUGUGGAUAUGCCUUCGAACUCUGGCGCCUUUUCUGAGCCUAGCCUGUCAAUGUCAGACGAGGUUCCUUGGGGAAUGAUUGGCCUUGGGGUGGAAGAAUCCCUGCCUGCGCCAGAAAUUAUCGAUGAUCUGAAUGAAAUUUACUUCCAAAAAGUCCACCCUACGUGCCCUCUAAUCCACAAACCUCGCUAUUACGCAGCAAUGAGCCUUGCUCCGUUGAUGCGACCUCCAAUCUGCCUACGAUAUAUCAUGUGGGCACACGCAGCGGCCAUCACAGAGCGGUAUCAAUCUCUCCAUCCACACUUUUAUCAGCGCGCGCGAAAAUACGUAGAGUUAGACGAAAUGAAAGGGCUUGGCGAGUCGAUUCUCAAAAUUGCCCACUCUCAGUGUUGGACUUUGAUUGGUUCUUAUGAGUUUAAGAUGAUGUAUUUCCCUCGAGCGUGGAUGAGCACGGGCAGAGCCACACGGCUCUCGUUGAUGAUGGGGCUUCAUCGGCAAGAUGGGCUUGGCCUAGAUGUCAAACAAUGCUUGCCGCCGCCUCGCGAUUGGACUGAACGAGAAGAACGGAGACGAGCAUUCUGGUUGGCGUUUUGCCAGGACCGUUAUGCUUCAAUCGGAACGGGCUGGCCGAUGAUGGUGGAUGAAAGAGAUAUUCUGACUUGUCUUCCCGCUUCCGACGAAGCCUUUCUCAACUGCCGAGAAGAGAAAACCAUACCACUUUCCGAUGCCUUAUCAGGCCAAGGAUUUUCUACACUCUCGUCUUUAGCGGCCAUUGUCAUUAUCACAUGUCACCUUGGUAGGAAUCUCCAGCACCUACACCGUCCUUCAGCGAAUGACAAAGAUCACGACCUUAACGGUGAAUUCUGGAAGCGCCAUCGGGCGCUGGACAGCAUUCUUCUUAACACGUCUCUUUCUCUUCCCAGUCACUUGCGUCUCCCAGAAGGCAUUAACGACCCAAACGUUGUCUUCUGCAACAUGUGUCUUCACACUUCUACCAUUUGCCUUCAUCAAGCUGCAAUUUUCAAAGCGGAAAAGAACGAAAUGCCCAAUCAGAUCGCCGCUGAAAGUAAGCGCCGCUGUAUAAUUGCGGCAGAUCAGGUCACUACUAUCAUGAAAAUGACCAGCCAUUUUGACUUGACAAUUAUGAACCCAUUCCUCACAUUUUGUCUAUAUGUAGCAGCGAGAGUCUUCAUCCAAUAUCUCAGGUCGCGAUCUGAAGACCCAACGAUCCGCUCAUCACUCCAAUUUUUGAUUUCUGCGCUGUCUGCACUGAAGGGUAAACUUCCGCUAAGCCAGUCUUUCCUUGUCCAACUGCAGUUCGACCUUGAAAGUUGCAAUUUAGACAGGAUGGGCUCGACGAUGUCGUGUAGCCUACACACAGAUCUUAACUCCAACGACAAAAAUCAAACUAACUUGGACGAUACGACGAAAGCCCAGUCAUUGCACUCAGGCAACGCUUGCGGAAACCCACCUGGACAGACGGGCCUUCUAAACUCCACCCCUCUUGCCUGUCGCCAAAAGGCCACCCCAAAGCAACAAGCUCAAGGGCAUGUUUCACAUUCGCCGCAUCGCCAUCUAUUUACCAGUAUGCAGACAUCCACAGAUUUCACAACUUUAACCGACGAACAUUUGCGAGCAUUCGGCCUAGAAUUGGAUAUAUCAACCGACAUAAGCAUCUCGAGCGAACCUCAGCCAUCCACAACUAAUCAUUCAAGUCCCAACACCCAUAAUACAUCCUCGAAUAGUUCGUCUUCACCCCAUAAUGUUGAGAUGCCUUCGCCGCCUCAGCAACAGCACCAACCACCCCAGUCUUGCUCGCACAUCGGCUUUUCUACACCAUCAUCCAAUCUUGGCAAUCUCGGUAUCUCCAGCAAUUUCAUGCCUUUCGCAGACACCCAGAAUGCCACAAUUCCAGACACAUUCACUUUCCCUACAACGUGGAUUCACACCCAACAAGAGCACUCGAAAAACCCGACCCAAACUCCAGUUCAGUCUCAACCUCAAGGAGGAAGCUCCUUUCCCACAACUGCGAACUAUUCAAGUGAAAAUAUUGAUCUUAUGUCGUUCGACGAUCUCAGUUGGAUGCAGAACACUAACAUGCCCUCGGAUUGGAACCAUUGA
Molecule: messenger RNA, 2577 nt
Organism: Uncinocarpus reesii 1704
Lineage: Eukaryota; Fungi; Ascomycota; Eurotiomycetes; Onygenales; Onygenaceae
Exons: 7
Coding region: 1-2577 (858 amino acids)
Biological process (GO): regulation of DNA-templated transcription; DNA-templated transcription
Cellular component (GO): nucleus
Molecular function (GO): zinc ion binding; DNA binding; DNA-binding transcription factor activity, RNA polymerase II-specific
Source: RefSeq, a predicted model, not a curated record